AUUCGAUACACAGACAGAACAUUCCGUGCGUCGAAAGUGUCAACUGAGGCUGUGGCCUUGAUGCACGUCAUUAAAGGACAUGUCGUCUGCGAGUCUACUUUGUUUACUGGUUGCUGGUAAGAAAUCAUUUUCGGACCUCAUUGGGCAUUAAAUAAUUAAAGCCAUUUUAUAAAACUGUGGUAGUGUUGAUCAAUUGUAGACGUGCAGAUAGUUGUAAAUGAUUUUAAAUGUGAUGAGGAACGUUGGCUGGUGAGCUUUUUAAACAAAAUAAUAAUGGCGCCUUUUUAAGAGUAGAUGAAAAUAUUGGAGUGUAUAUUUAUAUGUACCGUAUAGACUAUAAAAAUUAGGAGUUUAUUUUUUUAUUUUUUUUUGUUGCAAUUUUAGUUUCUUAUCUAAACAUAAGUUUGUAAUGAUUUUAGCAAUUACUGAUUAUUAGUUGGGAGCCAGCUUUUUUGACUAUACGAAAUUCAACGAUUUACACUUUAAUUAUUCAAAGUUGUUUGUGUAUCGAUGGUCAAUACUCGAAUUGUUUAAGUGGUCAUGGGAUGUCUGUUGGUUUGUAAAAUUAUUUUUUUUUUAAAUUUAAUUUGGCCACAACAAGGGGGGGGGGGGGUGAGGGGUGUCGGGGGGGGCUAUCCCCCUGGGGGGUGAAAGCCAAAAUUCCCUCUUCUUCCUAGACCUUGGUCAUUUCUGUAUGAUAUUGGUAUUUAAUUCUAAAGUUCACUGUGAAUAUUAGUAAUUUUUUUUUUUUUUAAUGUUUUUUUUGCUCAAGGUGGGGGGGGGGGGGGGUGAGGGGUGUCGGUGGCGGCUAUCCCCCUGAGUGGUGAAAGCCAAAAUUCCCUCUUCUUCCUAGACCUUGGUCAAUUCUGUAUGAUAUUGGUAUUUAAUUCUAAAGUUCACUGUGAAUAUUAGUAAUAACGGUACCCGGUACAAACAUUUACAGUUUUAAAAAAAUGUUUUUGUUGACAUUUCGGUAAAAAUAUUAUUGAUAACAAAGUAUUACAAAUUCGCUAAUAGCUCAAUAAUUCAUCACUCAUUUCAGCAAAUAUAAUUUGAAAUCCAUUGAUUGUUUUUUUUAUGAGUUUAAUUAGGCCUAUAUUUAAUUUGUUUCGUUUAAGUUUAGUGGCUCCCUAGCUGUGCGAUCAAAAUUUGUCGUAUCCAUACAUGCUAGUGAGUGACUCGAUAGAUCUGCGAUCAAAAUUUGUCAUAUCCAUGUUUUUAGUGUCUUGAUACGUACGGUAUAAAAGGUGUCAAAUUUUAAAGAAAAUAUGUGUAUAUCUCACUACACCGUGUAUAAGUAACCCCCACCCCUUGUGUAGAUACCCCAGAGAUGUAUGGGGUGGGGUGGGCUGGGGUUUUACUUGCACACAAUGUAGUAGGAUAUACAAAUAUUUUCCUUAAAAUUUGAUAUUCGCAUUUUGAGACAGAUAAUAAUAUUACCGUACAGUAAGUUAAAUGUUUUUUUUUUUUUUCUGUAGUAUAUCACACGACCAUUGCACUAAAGCUAAACUUUUACUGUCUUCUUUGCUGUAGUUGAUACCGUUUCUUGGUCGUUUCGUUUCAAUCUCUACUUUGUAACACUUUGUGUUUGAACAUCCCAGGGGCGAGCCUCGUUGUGGCAUCUGCCAACGACUACGAGACAGAGGGCCGUCAUCGCACCAAGCGUAACGUCAUCCAGCUGUGUCGGGUGAUCAACCGCUACACCGGGAGGUCGUGCCUCAACUACAACAACUACGGCUGUUUCUGCGGCCUGCGGAGUAAAGGUAGCAGCCCGGUGGACGGGGUCGACAAGUAGGUUGGAUGGUCACACGAACACGUUGAGAUAGGACCAAUGAAAUAGUUACUGAACCUGUGCUACCCAAACUGAUGCUACAUAAACCUCUUCUACAUAAACCUCUACCGCCUAAACAUGUGCUACCUAAGCCCAUGAUACCUAAACCUCUACUACAUAAACCUCUACCACGUAAACGUGUGCUACCUGAAUUUCUACUACCGGUACCUAAACAUGUGCUUACUAAACCUCUACUACCUAAACAUGUGCUUAAUAAACAUCUACUACCUAAAUACGUGCUAUCUAAACUUCUACUACCAAAACUUGUGCUACCCAAACAUGUGCUACCUUAACAUCUUUUACAUAAACAUGUGCUACUUAAUUUAAACCUCUUCUACCUCAACUUGUGCUACACGGUACCUACUACUGCCUAAACUUAUACUACCCAAACAUGUGCUACUAAACUUCUAUUACCUAAACGUGCACCGAUACUACCUAGACUUCCACCAACAACAUCUGCACUCCCUAAAUCCACUACCUAAACUUGAGCUACCUAAUCUUGUUCAGCCUAAACUUGUGUAAGCUAAACUUUUGCUUCCUAAAACUGUGCUACCUAAAUACUUUCUAACCUAACUCAUAUCAGUAUUAUCAGGUAAACUGCAUCUCCUAUUCUUAACAAUAAAAUAUCAAAUUAGAUUUCUCGGCUGGAAACUGGGAGGUUAGAUUUUGGCUGGCUGAGCUUUGCGCGACUUCCAAUAUUGCAGCGCUCACAAUCUUUGAUCGUAUAAUUGUGCCGAUUAAAGACCUACAACUGCAAGUCCGACUGUGUAUUUUGAAACUGGUGAGAGUGGGGUGGGUCCAAAAAAAACCUGUUGGUUGGGGGGGGGGUGGGGGGGCUGGAUUGGUCAAUGGUAUGGAAAUAAUCAAAUGUGUUUCACCUUUCUCACCAAUGAACAGGUGCUGUCGUGAACACGAUCGUUGCUUCGCCUCACUGAAAUGUCGUCUGCUGCCCUUUGUGACGUACUCCUUGGACUGUUCUGGCAAGACCUGUUCUUGUAAUGGUAUGUAACAAUAAAGUGUGUUCAUGUCCGUGAUGUGUGAUGACAGGGGCAGGGUCUGUUCUUUCAAUACCGGCAUUUAAGUUUUUAUUUUAUUUAUUUUUUUAUGUUACUAUUUCUGUAACAGUAACAGCCAUUAUCUCUUGAUCUUUGAAUGCCGUAUACGAAAAUUAAGUCUUUUUAUAUGUAUAUAAUAUAUAUUGAUAUCACCUUUUAUUGUGCCCUAUUUAUAAAUACCCAUUUAAUUGUGGGUCGGGGGAUGGACUCUAUUAUUCAAACUUCCAGACUCACAUAAUCUUUAAAGUCGUUUCAUUCAAUUUUUGUAUUGGUAAAAGUAAAAGACACAUUCGACAUUUGAAAUGGAGUCGCCGCCCGUAGUUGCCCUAUGGUGGCCCCUCUCGCCGCCCGUAGUUGCCCUAUGAUGGCCCCUCUCCCCGCCCGUAGUUGCCCUAUGAUGGCCCCUCUCAACCUGUAGUUGCCCUAUGAUGGACCUUCUACGCUGAGGCUCCGAGACAUUCGCAGAUUGACGCCCCCACAGUUUAAACCAUGGCUGCACACGCCCGAACUCGACCAUCAAGCACAAUCCCUUCAAAUGAGUCGAGCAAAAACUCUUGUGAUGAUUAUUCGUUUGUCAGUCUGGUAUUCCAAGUUUCUGCCCAAAGCCGACAAAUUACUUCCGCCCUAAGGUUCCCAGUUUUACUGUUUUCCCAGGGGGUAGGGGGGUUGGGGAUCUUGCCGUCUACGGCGCACACAACGUUUAGGCCCUAAAGUCAAAGCUAAAAAUAAACUUUCUUAAGCUGUUCGUCUUUGGCGUAUUGAUUCUGGGGCUUUCAAAAAAAAAAAAAAAAAAAGGCCUUCUAUAAAAACUCAGCUACAACAAGUCAGUCUGUUAGAACAGCGGUUCUAAUUUUAUAUAAUCUGAGGCCCUCUUUUCAUUGGACUUUUUUUUUAGGUAGUCGGGGUGCUAGCUUGUCUUCUUCUGGCAAUAAUUAAUAAUGGACAUUUUCUUUACUAGUGCUUCAAACCCACGUUAAUUUUAGUUUGUUUUUUUCCGAAGCCAAUCCUAAAAGCCCAAUGUCUCAGCGUUUAAGAACAUAUGUGCUUGUCAUUAAAAUUACGAAUAGCUGAGGUUCAGUAUUCCAUUCACUUGCCGCUUUUCGAAACCGAAAUAAAGGGAAAAUUUCGUCCUGUGGUGUUGCCAUUACUAGGUUCUGUAUUUAACUUUGCUGUGUGAUAUGCGGCUCACUUAUUUCAAAAUCUCCUCAGCAUCUUUCUAAAAGUGUUCCUGGGAUAUGGCAAUAAAGAUCCCAAAAGACCCUCCUUCACUUAAAGAGGCGGUUUUUUUAAUAGAAUUUGAGAACUCCUACGAACUGUGAUGGUGCUUCCGUAGAUCUGCGCAUGGAAAACAAAUUGUUCAAAGAGAUGUUUACAAAUGUACUCUUUGAAUGAAAUACAUCUUUAAGUUUUUGUUUUUUAAUAAUUCCUUAUUAUAAAAUCAUUGUCAUGCGGGACCCAUAGAUCAUUAGUAAUAAUUGUUUAUCAGUCAUAGGGCGCAUAAAAUUACCGCAAUGGGGAGUCCACAUCAGUCUUGCAGGAACGAGCAGGGUCGAGGCUAUGAAACGCUGCUCCCGGAGCAAGCCCUGAAUUUUGGCGCCCUCUUCCAAACAGUAUAUGUUAAGACAUGUAUCCUGCAUGAAAUAAUGACGAGUAGGCGCGUGACACCUUCAAAUCCCGCUUUUCGCACGGCCCAGUGAACGAGUAAAAACGCCCCUGGUUGAGACUGGAGCCCUUAGCACCAUAUUUUGGUGAUCCAGAUGAGACUGGAGUCCUUAGCACCAUAUUCUGGUAACCCAGAUGAGACUGGAGUCCUUAGCACCAUAUUAUGGUGACCCAGAUGAGACUGGAGUCGUUAGCACCAUAUUCUGGUGACCCAGAUGAGACUGGAGUCCUUAGCACCAUAUUCUGGUGACCCAGAUGAGACUGGAGACCUUAGCACCAUACUCUGGUGACCCAGAUGAGACUGGAGUCCUUAGCACCAUACUAUGGUGAUCCAGAUGAGAAUGUAUUUCCUACUUGUUAACACACAACUUUGUCCCAUUGUCCGCUCUUUUCAACUUUGUGUAACAUCCCCUGCAUAUUUGUAUGUACGGUACUCCAUUACUACUUCCACUCCAUUACUACUUUUAUGUCCUCCAUUACAUCCACUUCAUGUUUGUAUGUCACCCAUUACAUCCACUCCAAGUUUGUAAGUACCGGUACUCCUCAACAUCCACUACUGAUGUGUUUUUGUUUUGGUUUCAGGCAAGAAGAAGACGUCCUGCAGUUACAGGUCCUGCAGAUGUGACAUCCAGUUGGGCGAGUGUCUGAGUUGGGCGACCUACAACCGUGAGCACAAGAACCACAACACCCUGAGGUGCAGAUGAUCCGUUGAAGCACUGUGCCUUUCGGGGGGUGGGGGGGCGCUGUCCUUACACCUGUGCUUGGUGCUGGAAGAUCAACCAGUUACAGCACCAAAUUACUGCAGGAUUGGCUCCGUCGGAGUUGUAAAAUAGGCAGAGGGUUAUAAAAAAAAAAAAAAAAAAUUUAAAUCAAAUGGUUGUAAAAAACUAAGGUUGUAAAAAUUUGUAAAAUUUUAUGCUUGGUGAAAAUAAAGGGGGGGGGGGGGGGGGCUGUCCUUACACCUGAGCUUGGUGCUGGAAGAUCAAACAGUUACAGCACAAAAUUACUGCAGGAUUGGCUCCGUCGGAGUUGUAAAAUAGGCAGAGGGUUAUAAAAAAAAAAAAAAAAAAUUUAAAUCACAUGGUUGUAAAAACCUACGGUUGUAAAACUUUGUAAAAUUUUAUGCUUGGUGAAAAUAACAUUUUGAUGUCCG
Molecule: messenger RNA, 5701 nt
Organism: Lymnaea stagnalis (great pond snail)
Lineage: Eukaryota; Metazoa; Mollusca; Gastropoda; Lymnaeidae
Source: the annotation of a GenBank genome assembly